This is a messenger RNA of Phyllotreta striolata, 4620 nucleotides long. NCBI's taxonomy places the organism in Eukaryota, Metazoa, Arthropoda, Insecta, Coleoptera, Chrysomelidae. The record is from the annotation of a GenBank genome assembly.
CGAGAUCCGAAUCCGAGUUCAUUCGAUUGCGGCUCGUCUUUAUUAGAUGUUGUUUUUAUGAGAGUAGGGUGUCGGUUUUUCAGUGAGUUUUGUUUAGUUUGGUAAACUCGCAUUUUUUCAGUCGAAACAAAUUCGGGAUAGUGUGCAAGUGUGUGAUAACGUUCGCAUGGAAUUUCCUUCAUUCAACAAUCACCGCCGCCUUGCUUUAUAAGCGAAGGGCCCAUCGGAACCAGGAGAAAUGCGAGGAGCGUUGCGUCGUUACCGCGAGUUCGCGUUUAGAUGGACCACCGUGAAAAACCGUUCGGAAAAUCAUUGAAGAAAUGGCGACGACGGCGCGCAGAAGGGACCCCGACGAUGACAUCGCCGCCAUUGCUAAGCACAUUUCCGAUCAGGCCGAAGCGAUUUACCAAAAUUGGAAGUCGAGGGGUUUAGGACCGGCGGAUUUGCUCACUUGCCAUGCCGCUGGCGACACCACGAAGCUAGUGUCCAUGCUGAAGUCCCAGCCCCCGUCGAAGCAGGCCCCCUUGGACAUUCUAGCGCAGGCGCCGACCAUGGACAACAACAGGCUGGAGAAGCUGGUGAAGAACUUCGUCGACGAGGAUAAGGCCCGGAUCGCCCCCAACAGGAUAAAGCUGUUGCCGGCGACGUCGCCCGUCAACAAGAUGCCCUCCAGCAUCCAGUACGCCCUGCAGAAGUUCGAGCGGGGCUUCAGCCAGCCCGACGGCGGGCCGGCGGCGGCCGAGGGCGGCGGCUACCUCAGGAAAACCGCCACAUUGCCGGGCAGGAAGCUCAGCGGCGGGCCUGCGAACAACGCCUCCAACGGCGCCGGAUUGAAUUGUUUUACAACGACCAAUAAUUCCGCUCAGGCCAAGCCAGCAAUAGGCCAGAAACCCCAAAUCUCGCCCAAGCCCCGGCUCAACGACACCAUCGAAAUGACCCUACCGCCCGACCUGGUGACCAGCGGCCUGCAAACGUGGCCGCUCAAAAACCGCCUCGUCGGCGGCGAAACGGCGAAAAAACCGGACAACCACCUCGGCUAUCGAGCCUCCAAGAACACCAACGGCAUCGACGAGGGCUACCGCAAAACCGAGCCCUCCUCGGUCACCAUAGACCAAGUAGCCGCCGAGGAGAAGAAGCUCAUCAACGCCCUCAAGAACGGCGACAUCGUCAGCGACGAGCCGGAUAGAGCUCUAGGGAAGUUGAAUAAGGCUUUAAAGCAAUCGCCAAUUAAGGAAGCUCUUCCAGCUGAAAGAUUAGUGGAACCAACGUUACCAACCACAACGCCUGUAUCCACAUCUAUAGUUACUUCGACUGCCACUAAAUGGGGCUUGCGCAGCACGCCCAGAAGGCCCGAGCAGCAGGUGCCCCAUCCGGAACUGACCACCACUCAAAGGCAGCACCUCCGGCAAACAGCCGCCUCCAAUCCGGUGAGGCCGUUCCUCACGCGGGGCUCGGUGGCCGAAAGGGUGCUGAUAUUCGAGCGGUGUCCCAGCGAUUUGCUGCUGGACAAACGGGCUAGGGCUCCGGUACCUCAGAUCUCCAAAAUUCCGCCGCUCUCCAAGCAAUCCCAUCCGCAGCACACGACCCUGCAAAGGCACGUCAGGGCGCACCGGAAUCUCAACAUACCAAAGUUCCAUUUCCCGUCGGGGAAACCCGGCCCGCCGGGCCAACUGGAAGUCGUCAGAGCCAAGAUCGUCACGGCGUUCUCGAAAAUCGGCGAAAGGGCGUCGAGGGAGCACUUCGGGGCUCUCGCGCAGGCCACGCAGCUGCCGCUCUACUGGAAAACGCCGCUCUACCUUGCAGCUUGCGCCGACAAGGGCAGCUGCACCAUGGAGCAGUUCACCAGCUUCUGGCAAAAUAUGUCCUCGCAAUGCCACGAUUCGGCGAGUCGCUUCGUGUACAUCCUCACCAGAGGGCGUCGAAGUUGGUUAGCGCCGGAGGAUUUCAUCCCUUUGGUGCAGGACGUGGUGGAGACCCACCCGGGUCUGACUUUCCUGAAGGAGGCGACGGAAUUCCAUUCGAGAUACGUUCACACCGUCAUAGCCAGGAUCUAUUACUGUGUCAAUAGGUCCUGGUCGGGCAAAGUGACAAUAUCGGAAUUGAGGCGCUCCAAUCUGCUCAACAUAAUCCAAUUGCUCGAAGACGAAGAAGACAUUAACCAGAUCACUCAAUAUUUCAGCUACGAACAUUUCUACGUUAUUUACUGCAAGUUCUGGGAGCUGGACAGGGACCACGAUCUGUUCAUCGACAAGCACGACCUGGCCAGGCACAACGAUCACGCUCUAUCGUCGCGCAUCAUCGACCGCAUCUUCUCCGGUUGCGUGACGCGCAGCCACAAAAAGCACCAGGACGAGCGCAUGUCCUACACGGACUUCGUGUGGUUCCUGCUCAGCGAAGAGGACAAGCUGCACCCGACGGCCAUCGAGUACUGGUUCAGGUGCAUGGACCUCGACGGCGACGGCGCGCUCUCCAUGUACGAGCUCGAGUACUUCUACGACGAGCAGAUGCACCGCAUGGAGUCGAUCGGCAUCGAGACGUUGCCGUUCCAGGACUGCCUCUGCCAGAUGCUGGACAUGGUGAAGCCGAAGGUGCCGGGGAAGAUAGCCCUGAGCGAUUUGAAGAAGUGCAAGAUGACGGCGAUCUUCUACGAUACGUUCUUCAAUCUGGAGAAGUAUUUGGACCACGAGCAGAGGGAUCCGUUCGCCACUCAGAGGGAUCACGAUGUCGAUGGGCAAGAGAUGUCCGACUGGGAUAGGUAUGCAGCUGAGGAAUACGAGCUUCUGGUUGCAGAAGAAGGAGGAAACGACCAGCCGGACAGCUUCUCAUUCGAUGAAGGCAACGAAGAGGAUCUGCUCUCGCAUCACGUGGAUGACGGUUUGGAAGAUGACGAGGAAGAGGACGAGCCCGCCGAAUUGUCCGAGGACAGCGAUUGUAGUAUUUAGCGUAGUUGCGAAACUUUCGUUGAAAUUUAAAAUUCUUCUCACGUUCUAACUAGUCUUCGACGUUUAAAAUGCAAACGAUUAUUAUCGGACAUUUCCGAGGUACUCCGGAUGAGGACGCCUGGAUAUUGUGGAGCGAUUUGUUCGAACGAGAAAUGUCUCCUAAUAAUUCCAUCGAGAAUAAGCUUGUCCAAUGUAGCCACGAAACGAAAAAAGUGCUGUUAUACUUCUAAAAGAAACUGUAGAUAGAUUAGGAUUUUAAGAAUUAGCACGAGGAUACCAAAUGCAGAAGUGCUUCGGUAAAGUAAAUAUUGCCUAAAUAAGCGGAAUUUAGUACAGUCGAAAAAAAUUGGAUCAUUACAUGCUCAAUAAAACCACAGCUGCAAUAACAUUCCAGCAAUAAAACGAAAAAUCUCGAUAUUUCCUCCUUGCUAAAUUUAUAAUGCACCUAUUUCUUAUAACUGUAUUGAAUUCCGUAUGAAUGGAAUUUAAGUAAACGGAAUUUACACCUGAAUAACCUUCAAUCACGUUAAAUUGCUACAUGUGAUUUUUUAUAUUUGAAGCAAGAAUGUAUUUUGUACGUAAAGAAAAUUUGUUGUUUAGUGUUAUAGUAGAAAAAUAAACCCGAAAAGUGAAUGUUAUGUCAUAGCCCGAAUUAUCAUAUCUGCGUAAAUUUUCGGGCUGUAACGCUACGUUAAGACUAAUUUCUAGAAUAAUUUGAAUCUCGGUUACAUGGUACUUUAAACUGUUAACGUCGCUAUGUUUUUUAUAAGUUAAAGAUCUCCCGAAAUCCCUACAAUUUGAUUUUUUUUAAACUAUUAAUUCGACUCGUUUGAAAGCAAAUGGUGUUCCAGCUUAUUGUAACUUUUGGUAUAAGUGAAACUAAUUUUAUAUAAACCUCAAAUUAGCUGUAUGGAAACUAUUAUUUAUAUUAUAUUUAUGAAAAUAUGUAGUAUUUUAUGGGCAGAGAUUUUCACUAACACCACUUGAAGGUGGCUAUCAAAAUGAGCUGUGACAUUACCUGUAGAUUAUUACCUUUAAUUACUGCACAUUCUCGAAUAAGGUUUUAUUUUACAAAAGUCAAAUGAGCGAAAAGAAAUUCAAACUGUAGAAAAUUUCGCGGGGAUUUAAGCGUGUCUUUAAAUUUUUUUACAUUAUAUAGCUUUAGUGCAAACCUUUGUAUUUUGGUGAAUGUUCACCGUUUUGCGCAGCUACUUGUUGGAUUUGAAUAGUAUAGUUUAUUUUAACAAGUUUUUUUUAAAUUAAUAUGAGUAGAAUGAUUUUUACUAGUCAUUUUUAUUAUUAUGUAUUAUUAAUAUCCAAAUGUAUUUAUCAGUUGUGUAACUUUGUAUAAAAUUGUUUUAUUAUUGUAGAUGAACAUAUUAUAUCGGUUUUCUCUUAAAAUUCGAUUUUACAUUUCCCUAAAUAAAAUUCAUUCCUAUCACUCUGAAAAUUUCCGUGAUAUCUCACUUCGAUUAAAAUUCAAUUUAUUUAUCCCACAAACCCAUUUCCUUCAUUUUCGUUUGGAAAUACUGCUGCAAAUUUUCAGCAGACUUGUAAUAUUCAGUCGUCGGUGCGUUGUAAAAUUUACAAUUCGUAAAAAUUCUCAUCAUAUCUGCAAUAAACAGCCUCCUAGAUACAUAGUACCGGGAUUUCAAUCUUUCAGUCAUCGUCUUCAAAU